AAUAUAUCACAAAGUUGAUCUUACCCAAUACGAAAUUGCACUUAAUAAAAUAACAAAAGACAUUAAUCUCAAUCCAUAUACCGUUGAAACCAUCAAAACCAUUAAAGGAGAACUAAAACUUCUACAUUUCGACAAUGCCAGGCUACAUAGAAUUAUGUAAAACAGAAAAGGAAUCCGAAACACUAAAUCGAGAAAAACGCGGAUUAAUAAACCCAGUAGGUAAAAUUUAUAAAUUACUCUUCCGAAUCAUGGACAACGAUGACCAUGAAGAAAUAAUGGAACAUCUAAUGGUAAUAGAUACAAAUAAUCACAACCUAAUAAAAUUAUUGAAUAACCAACUACAAAUUAAAAAUGUAUUUCAAAACAACCUAAAUAAAAUAGUGGAAAAUAUAAAUCAUACAAAUAGUUCAUUCAAAACAUUGGCGUCUGACAUAAAUAACACAACUUACCAUAUAAACAAAAUCCUUGUAGAAAUUCAAUUAAAUCACAGUUUAGAUUUAAUAAAGGACGAACUCGAAAAACUAAUCGACAACGUAAACUCAGCUAGAACAGGUAUAGUGUCUAGAUCUAUCUUAACAUAUGACGAAAUUGAUACAUAUAACCUUUCCAUUGACGAACUCAAAGACAUAACAACAAAUGUCCUAAUUAAAAGUAAUAUUCUAAUAUUUGUCAUCAAUAUUCCAAUACUUACACAACCAAUAUUGUCAUACUAUGUUAGCCAAGUACCAAACAAAUACCACCAAACUUUAAACAUUGACAUUAAAAAUGUAGUAUUAUAUAACAACAAAUAUUUUAAGUUUGAAAAACAUGUAAAAUCCUUGAAAAAUACAUUACCAUGUAAAAAUAAAAACUGUAUCAUAGAAUAUAAGAAUAAUAAUCAGGUAAGUGAAAUUGAAAAAGGAUUAUUACUAGUAAUAGAUGUCAAUGAAAAACUAAAACAAAACUGUAACGAAAAAUUGUAUGAACUAAACGGAAUAUUUGUAAUUAGAUUCAGUAAUUGCAAUAUUGAAAUAAACGAAAAAGUAUACACAAACAAUGUAAAACAAUUUCAACAGAUACUAAUGCUCGAACCAAUUAAAAAUAUUUCAAAUUAUAACAUUAAAAUAAAUAUGGAACAACUAAAGAUUGAAAACAUAAACAAUUUGGAAAAAAUUGAGGAAAUCAAAUUUGUUCAUAAACAAAACAUUAUUGCAACAAGUACAAUAAUAAUAAUAAUAAUAAUCAUACUUACCGUACUAUUUAUUGCGUAUCUGUACUUUAAAAAUAAUAAAUCGAUCAAAAUUAAUAUAAAUGAAAGCCGUAGAGAAGAUAUUGAAAAGGAGGGAGGAGUUACAUAUACACCUACUCAUAUUACAACAAACUUCUCCAACGACAUAUAAAGUAAACGAUUUAUAAUCAUUGGAAACACU
This is a messenger RNA of Hermetia illucens (black soldier fly), 1409 nucleotides long. RefSeq lists its product as uncharacterized. The record is from RefSeq and is a predicted model, not a curated record. NCBI's taxonomy places the organism in Eukaryota, Metazoa, Arthropoda, Insecta, Diptera, Stratiomyidae. The transcript is spliced from 2 exons. The coding region runs from base 135 to 1379 and encodes 414 amino acids.